Messenger RNA from Aspergillus candidus, 958 nucleotides. RefSeq names its product Bax inhibitor-1 family protein. The transcript is spliced from 3 exons. Gene Ontology annotation, cellular component: membrane. NCBI's taxonomy places the organism in Eukaryota, Fungi, Ascomycota, Eurotiomycetes, Eurotiales, Aspergillaceae. The coding region runs from base 75 to 893 and encodes 272 amino acids. The record is from RefSeq and is a predicted model, not a curated record.
AUCAACCCUUCAUGCAUCUCUUCCAUCUCGAGAACCUCUCGGAUUAACGACGAUCAGCUUUAACACGUAGCAACAUGGCUGCGAACACCAGAUACGAGGCGGCUCCCCAGCGGGACUCCUUCGAGGACGACCACUACACUCAGCCGCCGCCGUCUUAUCAGGCAACCGACGUUGGUCAUGAGCCGGCCCCGCGCAGCGAGGAUGAUAAUGUUCCGGAUGAUUUUAAGUUUGGGGGAAUGGUUGCGGAGGGCACGCUGCCCGUUCGGAUGCAGUUCGUGCGGAAGGUUUAUGCAAUUCUAACAAUGCAACUCCUCCUCACGACCUUCAUGAGCUCCAUCUCCUUCUUCAGCGACACCUAUCGCUCCUGGAUUCAGUCCAACUUCUGGCUCAUGAUCGUCUCCGUCUUCGGCGCCCUCGGCAUGAUGCUCGUCACCUACUGGAAGCGCAAAAGCUACCCGGCGAACCUGCUCUUCCUCUCCGGCUUCACCAUCCUCGAAGCCUACUCCAUCAGCGUGGCGGUCUCCUUCUACGACGCGCGCAUCGUCGUGCAGGCGCUCGUCCUCACGCUCGGCAUGUUCGUCGCGCUGACGCUCUUCGCGUGCCAGACGCGCUACGACUUCACCAACUGGAUGCCUUAUCUGUUUGGGGCGCUGUGGUUCGCGAUCCUGUUCGGAUUCGUGGCCAUGUUUUUCCCCGCUAGCGGAACUGUGCAGCUGGUUUAUAGUGGACUGAUUGCGAUCAUCUUCUGUGGUUAUAUCCUUGUUGAUACGCAGAUGAUCAUGCGCCAUUAUCAUGUUGAGGAGGAGAUUGCUGCUUCGAUCGCGCUUUACCUGGAUAUUCUCAAUUUGUUCUUGGCUAUUCUGAGGAUUCUGAAUAACCAGAGCAAUAACUAGUUUGCCACCAUCGCCAGCAGAACCAGUCUGGACUUUUACCCCCAUCCAUCCAUCCAUCCAUCCAU